Messenger RNA from Lathyrus sativus (Indian pea), 846 nucleotides. The record is from the annotation of a GenBank genome assembly. Lineage: Eukaryota; Viridiplantae; Streptophyta; Magnoliopsida; Fabales; Fabaceae.
AUGGCACAAUAUAGAGUUGAUGCAGAGUAUGUUAAGGAAAUCUACAAGACUCGUAGCGAUCUUCGUUCUCUUAUUACCAACAAAAAAUGUGCUCCUCUCAUGCUUCGAUUAGCAUGGCACGAUGCUGGUACCUACGAUGCAAAAACAAGAACAGGAGGUCCAAAUGGUUCUAUCAGAAAUCAACAAGAGCUCAAUCAUGCUGCUAACAAAGGCUUGAAAAUCGCCGUUGAAUUAUGUGAGGAAGUGAAAGCUAAACACCCUAAAAUUUCAUAUGCGGACCUUUACCAGCUAGCUGGUGUUGUAGCGGUAGAGGUCACCGGUGGUCCAGCUAUCCACUUUGUUCCUGGUAGAAAGGAUUCUUUGGAAUCUCCGGAAGAAGGUCGUCUUCCAGAUGCUAAACAAGGUGCAUCGCAUUUAAGAGAGGUCUUUUAUCGCAUGGGUCUUAAUGAUGGAGACAUAGUAGCUCUCUCUGGAGGCCACACUUUGGGUAAGGCACAUAAGGAUCGAUCUGACUUUGAAGGUCAAUGGACAAGAGACCCUCUCAAAUUUGAUAACUCUUAUUUUGUGGAAUUAUUGAACUCGGAAUCAAAAGACUUGUUGAAGCUUCCCACUGAUAAGGUUCUAGUUGAAGAUCCAAAGUUUCGUAAAUAUGUUGAACUCUAUGCUAAGGAUGAGAAAGCUUUUUUCAAAGAUUAUGCAAAGUCACACAAGAAACUCUCUGAAUUAGGCUUCAAUCCCAAUUGCAAUUAUCGUUCCAAAUUGGCCAAGGCAGUUUUAGGAGUGGUUAUUGCAUCAACUGUUGUGGUUCUGGGUUACUUGCUUGAACUCAACAAAAAAAUCAACUGA